Heteronotia binoei (common prickly gecko) is the source of this 1022-nucleotide messenger RNA. RefSeq lists its product as uncharacterized. The transcript is spliced from 2 exons. The record is from RefSeq and is a predicted model, not a curated record. Bases 196 to 999 code for a protein of 267 amino acids. NCBI's taxonomy places the organism in Eukaryota, Metazoa, Chordata, Lepidosauria, Squamata, Gekkonidae.
UUCCUUUUUAUUUAUGGUUAUUAAACCUGUGUGUGUUUACAGAAGGAAAGUACACCUGAAAAGUUUGAUGGCAAACCGCUUGGAAACCUAAGUCAAGGUGUUGAUAUUCCAGUUUCUCAAAAGGUAGAACAAGUUGCUGCAGAAAAUCUGAAAACUUACAACAUUGAAACAUUUCCUUCUGCGCCGAACACAGAAAUGCCAUAUACAAUCCAGGAAGAUGAAAUUGCCAUUACCUUGGAAAACCAAGAAAUCUUACCUGAAGUUUCCAAAUUUGCAGACAGAGAAUUGGUUCAUUUUGAGCCUCCUAAAUCGCCAAAUAAUUUUUCUUCACAUGAGCCACUAAAUCACACAUUGCUGGAUCCGCAGGAAAAUGUGGAUUUUGCAGAAGCCAGAAAAUCUGAGAAACCACCUUCAGCUUUGGGAAAUAACACAGCAUAUUCCAUGAAUGACCAUGUUCAGAAGUCCUCAAUGACAUGUAUAACACUACCACCAAGAUCAGCAGCUGAAAACAGAAUUGUCAACCAAAGUCCUUUGGCUUUUCAAGACACAAGAGUCAAACAUCUUUUGAAAACAAUGGAUGAGAAUCUUCCAGUUCCAACAUGGCAGUACCAAGAAAAAGACAGCAAUACGCUCUUGGGGAUAGAAACACCACAGCUCUUACCAAGGCUAAGACAAGUUACCCUGAGAGACACGUUAACUAAAAAGAUCUCAUGGAUGGGACUGUCACAGCAACAGCCCAUUGGCUCCUUCCCCUUUUGCACCAGUGGGUCAAGACCACCAGUGUUCCCCUUGACCCAACAGCAAACACUUACAGUGAGAAGCCUGAAGCAAUCAAAAGAAAAGACCAAAGAAUUUUUCAACAAUGGAAAUGUUAGAAGGAACUUUGCCCCACUCAAGCAUACAGCUAAAGAUAUGGACCUGAAUCUUCCAGUAUUGUCUCUACCAUUUCAGACAAAGUCAGUUAAAAAGUCUGAAAUCCUAAAACUAGAUAUCACAUAAUCUAUCCCUUGGGAAGAGAAACG